Messenger RNA from Magnolia sinica, 2485 nucleotides. RefSeq lists its product as uncharacterized. The record is from RefSeq and is a predicted model, not a curated record. Gene Ontology annotation, cellular component: endoplasmic reticulum membrane. NCBI's taxonomy places the organism in Eukaryota, Viridiplantae, Streptophyta, Magnoliopsida, Magnoliales, Magnoliaceae. The transcript has 15 exons. The coding region runs from base 383 to 1969 and encodes 528 amino acids. Gene Ontology annotation, biological process: glycolipid translocation; dolichol-linked oligosaccharide biosynthetic process.
UACAAAACUUCUGUGCCUCCCGCAAAGUUUCCAAUGGUGGUCGUUCAAUCCUCACUUUUUCGUUUGGUGUGGCCCACAUGAGCUUGGAUCUGCCUGAAUUUUAAAACUCUAUCAUUUUGUGAUCUUGAGAAACUGAUGAACGAAGUGGAUUUGUCACGGGCAUUUUUACGGGCCGCACAUGGCUUCUGACCACAGGAACUUCCUGUAGCCUGGGGGACGGGUAAUUCGCGUCUCUCGAAACCCGUCUGUCCGCGGGAAGUGCGUAAACUCCAGAAACCGAUCCCUGCUUUAAUGUAGCGAGGGCCGUCAACGUGACUGCAGCCGAGUAGCAGCGGCAGGGUCGAAAACCCCAAUUUCCAUCUUGAAAAUAGGGUUUAAGAAGAUGGAGAAUGCAGAUAGUCCAUCUCGAACCGUUGGAGAAAGUGAUCGUUUCAAUCUCGCCCGCACUUUCAAGUAUCUCAUGGCGACACAGUUCCUGUCGAGAGGAAUCCCGUUUAUUUUCAAUUCGUGGAUUGUGAGACACCUCACCGAAGAGGACUACGCGCUUUAUUCUGUGCAAUUCCAUCUCUUUGUCACUUGUAUUUUGUUUCUUAGUCGGGAAGGCUUCCGUCGUGCGUGCUUGCGAGCAGACAUUCGAUGUGAUGGUGCGAAAAUGGAAGAAAACACUGCAAGGUUAUUGAAAAUAGCUUGGCUGACUUUCCCUAUUGGAAUAUUCGUUACAUUUGCAGCAUGCAUGUUUGUCUUCUGGUUGCGAACCCUGAAAUUUUCUGAUCCGUAUUCACAAGCCAUCUUGAUCCACGGAUUUGCUUGUAUAUUGGAGCUGUUGGCUGAACCAUUGUAUAUACUUUCUCAGAACUUGCUUCUUCUUAAGUUACGACUGGGGGUCGAAACUAUGGCCACUCUCUUUCGUUGCUUGACAACCUACAUCCUCAUUGUCAAACAAAGUAACAUGGAGAAGGGGAUUGUAUUUGCUCUAUCACAGGUUGCAUAUGGAGCUUGUUUGUUCUUAGGCUACUGGGGUUAUUUCCUUCUCUUUCGCAUUGUUAGAAGUUCUCAUCUUUUCCCAUUCAGAAUAAGGAAUCUGAUGGAUUAUGAUAGACAGCUUUCGAAGAUGUGUUUUUUGUUCACCGGUCAAUCAUUCCGAAAGUUGGUACUUCAAGAAGGAGAAAAACUGGUUCUUGUCUGGUUCGAUACACCUUACAACCAGGCUGUAUAUGGCCUUGUAGACAAAUUAGGUAGUUUAGUGGUUAGAUUGGUGUUUCUUCCUUUUGAAGAAAGUUCAUAUACUACAUUUGCAAAGUUUGCAUCAGGACAACUCCCCCAAAGGAGCCCAAAGUUAGCGAGUUCACUCACAGUGGCCCUAAAGCUUGUCGUCUUGAUUGGUCUUGUGGCUAUAGCAUUUGGUCCAAGCUACUCUUAUGUGCUCAUUCGAGUACUGUAUGGGAGGAAAUGGAGUGAUGGAGAAGCUCCCAACGCCCUCCGCUAUUAUUGUCUUUAUGUCAUUCUGUUGGCUAUGAAUGGAACGUCUGAAGCAUUUCUACAUGCGGUGGCGACCGAGAGCCAACUUAAGAAGUCAAAUGAUUCCUUGCUUUUAUUCUCUGGCAUUUACAUAAUACUGAACAUUCUGCUGAUUCGAUCUGCUGGAGCGGUGGGGUUGAUUACUGCUAAUUCAUUAAAUAUGAUGCUCAGAAUCAUUUAUUCAGCGGUAUUCAUCAAGCGCUAUUUCCAGGACUCUUCUUCAUUUACUUUCCGCCAUUGCUUGCCGUCGGGUUGGGGGAUUCUGCUACUUUCAGGCGCUGCAACACUCCUUUCUGAGAGACUAUUUUUGGAUCAGGAGAACUUCUGGCCGACCAUGCUCAUCCAUGUUGGCUUUGGUCUGAUGUGCUUCUGCAUAUCCUCUGUUGUGAUAUAUCGCCGUGAAAAGCCCUUCAUCAACAAAAUCAUCCGUUUGCGGGACCAUGCUGACUGAGAAAAGCAGAUGGCACAUAGCAUGCUGAGUGAGAGAAGCAGGCACAUAUCAAAGGCUGUGUUUGGAUGCACAAUUGAAUUGAACUGAAAAAAAUUGAUUUAGUCAAGAGGAAAUGACAAAGAAGAAAAAAAAGAAAGAAAGAGAACCAAAAAGAUGUUUGUAGUAGUCAGCAGCCUCAAAUAGUUCUAUUCCUUUCAAGACUAAUUUAUAAGCAGCAAGUUGGAGCCAUACCCUCAGUACGAACAGCAAUGGAACUGCAAGUUGGUUAUUCCCACUUUUUGACUGAUGAUUGUAGUCCAGUUCGAUUUUGCAUCCAAAUUGUAUAGGCAAGCAUGUGGAAACAGAUGUCAUAUGAUUACUUUUAAAUCCGGCAGGAGUCACAAGGUGAUAUCCAGAGCGGAUGACUGGUUCAUUCUUUUCAUCUGUAUCGUAAGUGGGAGACACUUGGGUACCUUGCUCUAGAUACCUAAUGGGGUUACUUUCACCAACGUAAGAGAAACGGCUCAACAUACAUGA